AUGUCCAUACCACUUAGAGAAGGGUUUGUCGAUGAAACCCUUGAAAGAUGUCUAGAGGAUUUAAUAGUUAGAUUUGUGGUCAACUGUCCCGAUGAAGACCUCUCGUCGAUAGAAAGAGUUUUGUUUCAAAUUGAAGAGGCUCAUUGGUUUUACCAAGAUUUCUUGAGGACUUCAAAUCCUCUUUUACCGUCCAUGAAAAUGAAACAGUUCACAAACAGGUUAAUUGAACAAUGCCCGCUUAUUUGGAAGUGGGGAGAUCCAUCUGAAGCCCUAGCUCAAUUUGGGAAAUACAAAUCCACAAUUCCUGUUCGAGGUUGUGCAUUGUUGAACUCCUCUAUGGACAAGUUACUCCUGGUCAAAGGUAUAGAGAGUCCUUCUUGGGGUUUCCCAAGAGGUAAAAUAUCAAAAGGUGAGAAAGAUUUAGAUUGUGCUUUGAGAGAACUGGAAGAAGAAACUGGUUUUGAUGCUUCCAAUUUGAUAGACGAAGACGAAUUCGUUGAAAGGACAAUCAAAGGUAAAAACUAUAAAAUCUUCAUAAUUAAGGGGGUUCCUGAUGAUACGAACUUCCUUCCGAAGGUUAGGUAUGAAAUUGUUGAUAUUCAAUGGAUGGAUAUA
Pichia membranifaciens NRRL Y-2026 is the source of this 615-nucleotide messenger RNA. RefSeq lists its product as hypothetical. The transcript has a single exon. Gene Ontology annotation, cellular component: P-body; cytoplasm. The record is from RefSeq and is a predicted model, not a curated record. Lineage: Eukaryota; Fungi; Ascomycota; Pichiomycetes; Pichiales; Pichiaceae. Gene Ontology annotation, molecular function: RNA binding; hydrolase activity; manganese ion binding. Gene Ontology annotation, biological process: deadenylation-dependent decapping of nuclear-transcribed mRNA. The annotation marks the transcript as partial.